GCUACACUCCGGCCCAGUUGGGGGCGGUCAAUGCUAUGAAGACUUGUUGUGCCUGACAUCAUGAAUGAAACGAGGAUAAAGAAGAAAGAGUUCAUUACUGUACCUUUUGAAUGCUGGAUACCGGGGGGUGUACUAACGUUAUACCCCCCUACGGUCACAGGCACUGUAAGACAGCAACGCAAUGGACAGCAGCUCAGUAUUAUUAGGUGCACUAUAGCGCAGAUGACAUCUAAACCCAAGGCCCAGUUGGCACCCCUGCCACGGACAGAGAUCCUUGCGUACUGGGUGCUGUCCUUCGGCUCUCAUCUGUAUUCUUUCUACCAGCUGCACAGGUUCUCCAAAGAGCAUGAAGCGGGAUUACAGAGAGAAUUCCAGUUGGAAAAGGGUCUUUUUAAGGGUUUUAAAAGGGACCCAUUAGACUUUGAGUGGAGUUUCUGGACCGAGUGGGCUAAGAAGUCUUUGCUGUGGACUCUGAUUGGUCAUGGCGUGAUAGCGAGACUGACCGGCACUUUUUACCCCAAGCUCAGGGUGCCAGCACUCACGGCAUAUGGCCUCCUGGCAGCCAGCAGUUUGUUGGGGAUCAAAGGAGUGUGUGUGCUGCUGGUACAUCUGGGCUUGUCCUUUUCAGUAGCCCAACUGCGAAAGCCUGCCCUGUCGUGGGCCUGUAACCUGCUGCUGCUCUCCACGCUUUAUAUCCAGCCACUUCAAGAGAUCCAGAGAGGCUGGUAUAAGACAGAGGAGGAACACUAUCUGCUUCUCUUCAGUGUUGCUGUCUGUGGUCUCCGCUUCAUCAGCUUCAGCCUGGAGCAUUGCUGGUGCCCUCUGGACCGUGGUGGAGGUGUGCAGCUCUGUUGGUUGUUUUCAUACACCUUCUAUCAUCCUUUCUUCUACAAUGGACCCAUUAUCACGUACAAAGACUAUGUUGAGCAGAUGCGGAGGCCUGCUGAGGAGAGUGACAGGGACGAAUCUGCUUUUAGUUACUUGGUGCUCAGAUCAGGUCGGAUCAUACUGUGGUGGUGCAUUGCAGAAUACAUGAUCCAUGUCAUGUACAUGCACUCCAUCCAGUCUAAUGAGACCUACUUAGAGAUUCUUCCUCCUUGGGCCUUGGGCGGACUGGCCCUGGCACUCGUCCAGUUCUUUUAUGUGAAAUACCUCGUGUUGUUUGGCCUUCCAUCCAUGCUGGCUACUUUGGAUAAACUAGUCCCCCCAAAGCUUCCACGUUGUGUUAGCAUCAUGUACAGUUUCACAGGGAUGUGGAGGCACUUCGACGAGGGUCUGUAUCGAUGGCUCAUCAGAUACAUCUAUGUGCCAUUGGGAGGGUCAAGGCACGGCCUUCUUUACAAAAUGUUCUCCACUGGCCUUGCGUUCGGAUUUGUCUGCCUCUGGCACGGUGGCCAUGACUACUUGCAGUACUGGGCCCUGAUGAAUUGGGCUGGAGUUCUUGUGGAAAAUGGACUGAAGUCUGUUUUUAACUCAUCCUUGGUUCACUCUUUUGUUGAGCAGAAUUUCUCCGCAGCGAUGGCGAGGCGUUGCAUUGCUCUUCUCUCUGCCUUCUCCACUGCCAUGCUCAUCCUCUCUAAUCUGGUGUUCCUCGGGGGGAUCCACGUUGGCAGAAUCUUCUGGAAGCGUGUCUUCGCUCAAGGUUGGUCUACCGUGGCUCCACCUAUGCUGGCUUUUCUCUACUGUUUUGCUCAGAUCGGACUUGAGCGGACUUCACACCCACCAUGAGUCACCUUGACUUUGUGUUAGGGUAAGAAUCCCUGCUACCGGACAACCAGAACAAACCGCUGAGUCCAGUGCCUUGUCCUUAACCCGGCCACCGCCGGUCGCUGUGGCGAACCUGGCUCGUAGCCACACAACCUGUGCAAACUUGGCUGAAGUAGCAGCUGAGCAGCCACUUUUUUCACAAACCUGCAAGACCAGACAAAAUCUGCCUGUAAGCUAAGACUUGAAGGGUCAGCGUUGAUUCCUCCUGAGGAAAGAGUGCACACAAACUGUAAUAGAAUGAGUAAAGCUGUAAAUUCAGGGCAGUUUCCAGUGGAAGCAUUUGCAGCGUUAACUUUCCUACCCAACAAGCUUCACUGAAUCAUUUCCAUUCGGAGAAACAAUAAAAGAAAAUGCGGACAUUGAAUCUGUCUUGGUUCUACGACUCCGAUAAGGUAAUGCUCAGUGGUGCAGUACGCUGGAGAAAUGCUAAUUAUAUUUACUGUCCUCCUUUUAGUGCGCCAUAAUAAACAUUGUGUAUUCAGAGGUAGACAAUAGGCAGAGGAGACUGAAUAGAGCAGCUUGAACCUGAUCAAUGUUAUUAUUUCCUCUACAGAUCUAAUUUGGGUGAAGUAGAAUGACACUAAUAUUAGUCGAUGUAUUGCUGAAAGGCUCUAGAGGGACUACACACUAUCUUUUAAUUCUACACCGUAACAAUGGUGGAUGACAUUUAUCCAGUGGAAUGCAGAUGUAAGCUUUUUUUUUUUUCCCUCCGAGGAUGAAUAAACCACAAGCUGUAGCUUUCUUUUUCGCUAAUGUGUUGAUAUAUAACACCUCCAAAAUGUCAACUUUACAAUAACCCAUUCCACGUUCAGCUGUCAAGUUUCAUUCUUUUGAAUAUCCAUCUAUCUAAUAAUGUUAUAAUGGAUAUUAUCCAGCAAGUCGCACCCGGUGGUGUGCAUGUCCUCACACAGACACAGUCAAGAUGAUGUAGAUGCUCAAAAGUGUUUCGGGGUGUGUCUCACCGUUGAUUAAAGUCUUUGUAAAGUGAGAAUAAAUACGUGUUCUGAG
Messenger RNA from Larimichthys crocea (large yellow croaker), 2775 nucleotides. It is a transcript of the gene hhat, whose product is annotated as hedgehog acyltransferase. NCBI's taxonomy places the organism in Eukaryota, Metazoa, Chordata, Actinopteri, Sciaenidae. The coding region runs from base 61 to 1728 and encodes 555 amino acids. The transcript has 12 exons. Gene Ontology annotation, molecular function: palmitoyltransferase activity. Gene Ontology annotation, cellular component: endoplasmic reticulum. Gene Ontology annotation, biological process: protein palmitoylation. The record is from RefSeq and is a predicted model, not a curated record.